GCGUUUCCGGAAGGCGGUGAACUGGGCGGGACUUCCGGGGCGCGGUUGCAUCAGAUUCUGGGAAAGUCGGUGUCGCUGGUCAGGGAUUCCCAGAGAUGGCAGGUUCCUCCGGGGAGCAAGCUGCUGACUACAGGUCCAUUCUGAGCAUUAGUGACGAGGCAGCCAGGGUGCAGGCCCUGGACCAGCACCUCAGCACGCGUAGCUAUAUCCAGGGGUACUCACUGUCCCAGGCAGACGUGGACGUGUUCAGGCAGCUCUCGACCCCUCCCGCUGACACGAGACUCUUCCACGUGACCCGGUGGUUCAGGCACAUAGAAGCGCUCCUGGGUGGCCCCCGUGACAAAGGCGAGCCCUGCGGGCUCCAAGCAAGUAAAGGCCGGCGAGUGCAGCCUCAGUGGUCCCCUCCAGCCGGGACUGAGCCAUGCAAGCUCCGCUUGUACAACAGCCUCACACGGAACAAGGAUGUGUUCAUACCUCAAGAUGGGAAAAAGGUGACGUGGUAUUGCUGUGGGCCGACUGUCUAUGAUGCAUCUCACAUGGGACAUGCCAGGUCCUAUAUCUCUUUUGAUAUCUUGAGAAGAGUGUUAAAGGAUUAUUUCCAGUAUGAUGUCUUUUACUGUAUGAACAUUACAGACAUUGAUGAUAAGAUCAUCAGGAGGGCCCGGCAGAACUACCUGUUCGAGCAGUAUCGGGAUCGGAAGCCUCCGGCCUCCCAGCUCCUAGAGGAUGUUCACGCUGCCCUUAAGCCGUUUACAGAGAAGUUGCAUGAGACCACGGAUCCAGACAAGAGGCAGAUGCUGGAGCGAAUUCAGCAUGCAGUGGAGCUGGCCACAGAGCCACUCGAGCGAGCUGUGCAUGCCAGCCUUCCCGGGGAGGAAGUGGACAGUCUUGCUCAGGUAUUGAUGGAAGAGGCCAAGGACUUGCUUUCUGACUGGCUAGAUUCCACAUGUGGCAGCGAAGUGACUGACAAUUCCAUUUUCUACAAACUACCCAAGUUCUGGGAAGAAGAAUUCCACAAAGACAUGGAAGCACUGAAUGUCCUCCCUCCCGAUGUCUUAACCCGGGUCAGUGAGUAUGUGCCAGAAAUUGUGGACUUCGUCCAGAAGAUUGUGGACAAUGGUUAUGGCUAUGCAUCUAAUGGGUCUGUCUACUUCGACACGGUGAAGUUUGCUUCCAGUGAGAAACACUCCUAUGGGAAGCUGGUUCCUGAAGCUGUUGGGGACCAGAAAGCUCUUCAGGAAGGGGAAGGUGACCUGAGCGUCUCUGCAGACCGCCUGAGUGAGAAGCGCUCCCCUAAUGACUUCGCCCUGUGGAAGGCCUCCAAGCCAGGAGAGCCCUCCUGGCCAUGCCCCUGGGGGAAGGGCCGCCCAGGAUGGCACAUCGAGUGCUCUGCCAUGGCAGGCACGCUCUUGGGAGCCUCCAUGGACAUUCACGGAGGAGGGUUCGACCUCCGGUUCCCACAUCAUGACAAUGAGCUGGCGCAGUCAGAGGCCUACUUUGAAAAUGACUGCUGGGUCAGGUACUUCCUGCAUACAGGUCACCUAACGAUUGCAGGCUGUAAGAUGUCAAAAUCACUAAAAAACUUCAUCACCAUCAAAGAUGCCUUGAAGAAGCAUUCAGCGCGGCAGCUGCGGCUAGCCUUCCUUAUGCACUCCUGGAAGGACACUCUGGAUUAUUCAAGCAACACCAUGGAAUCAGCACUACAGUAUGAGAAGUUCAUGAAUGAGUUUUUCCUAAAUGUGAAAGACAUCCUCCGUGCUCCCGUUGACAUCACCGGGCAGUUUGAGAAGUGGGAAGAUGAAGAGGCAGAGCUGAAUAAGAACUUUUAUGACAAGAAGAUGGCAGUACACAAAGCCCUCUGUGAUAACGUUGAUACCCGCACUGUCAUGGAGGAAAUGCGGAGCCUGGUCAGUCAGUGCAACCUCUAUAUGGCGGCCCGCAAGGCUGCCAGGAGGAGGCCCAACCGGGCUCUGCUGGAGAGCGUUGCCCUGUAUCUCACCCACAUGCUAAAGAUCUUUGGGGCCAUUGAAGAGGAAAGUUCCCUGGGGUUCCCCAUUGGAGGAUCGGGAACCAGCCUAAAUCUCGAGUCCACAGUCAUGCCCUAUCUGCAAGUACUGUCGGAAUUUAGGGAAGGCGUUCGGAAGAUUGCCCGGGAGAAAAAAGUCCCCGAGGUCCUGCAGCUCAGUGAUACCCUCCGGGAUGACAUCCUGCCCGAGCUCGGGGUGCGGUUUGAGGACCAUGAAGGACUGCCAACGGUGGUGAAGCUGGUGGACAGAGACACCUUACUGAAAGAGCGGGAAGAAAAGAAAAGAGUUGAAGAAGAGAAGAGGAGGAAGAAAGAAGAAGCUGCCAGGAGAAAACAAGAACAAGAGGCAGCAAAGCUGGCCAAGAUGAAGAUUCCACCCAGUGAAAUGUUCUUGUCAGAGAGUGACAAGUAUUCCAAGUUUGAUGAAAAUGGUCUGCCCACACAUGACACCGAGGGCAAGGAGCUGAGCAAGGGGCAAGCCAAGAAGCUAAAGAAGCUGUUUGAAGCCCAGGAGAAACUCCACAAGGAUUAUCUGCAGAUGGUUCAGAACGGAAGCCUCCAGUGAAGAGGCACAAGGCCGCCCUCACACCUGGCCACUCUGGACUGAGGACCUCUACCUGGUGACAGCAGCCUGUGUUCCCGUCAUGUUUACAGCAGUCCUCGGACCCUAAACCGAGAACCGUGUUCCUGCGGGUGCAUGUCAUCAUCACUCUGAGACACUUUAAUAAAUUCUCCUAAAUCGUGCGGCCCGCCGCGCCCUCUCUCCAUCACCCUGCACACUCAGCCUCUGCCUGCCUGCAGCAGCCGCUUGAUCAGCAGGUUGUGACUUAGGCGCUCAGUCAGUCGAACCAGUCCAGGAAUUUCUCAUCGCACAUGCUGGCAGCUCUUGCUAAUCUCUGCUGUGUGGGUGCAAUUGAAGGUAUUUGAGUAGCAAAAAGGCCAGCUCAGCCUGGCGGAUCCUGCUGGGCCUGGACAAAGGUUCUGCAGUCUGCCUGGCCUCUGAUGAAUACACACACCGCAGGUUCCAGUAGAGCAGCUCCGGCUCACUGCCACAGGACCGGGGCUCUGUGGGGCAGUCCCUGGCCUGCUGCCACGGCUGCCCUGGCAACAAGGAGCCCAGCAUCUGUUGGUGGGUGUGACAAGGGUCCAGCACAGCCGGGCUGUUGGUCAUCUGGUCCAGCACGGGAGGGUGAGGGAGGUUGUCCUCGCCAUGGCCUCCUGUACAGUGCUCACUGGAGCUGACAGCACCCACACGCAAACAUGCUGUGUAUUCUUGAUAACAGAAAGUAUAACCAGGAGUCUAAACCUGCCUUGUGCUUCCAAAGGUUAGUGCUAGGUCUGCUGCACUGGACAAUAGAUGGUCCUGAGGGUGGGCCUAUGGUGUUCCUGUGUGUGCAACAGUCUGUGUGGGGAGGGUGGUGGUACUGCCCCUUCCCUGUGAUCCUGCUUGUGGAAAGCUAUCUUAAAGACAAUGUAUGGUACAAGC
Messenger RNA from Cavia porcellus (domestic guinea pig), 3512 nucleotides. It is a transcript of the gene Cars1, whose product is annotated as cysteinyl-tRNA synthetase 1. Gene Ontology annotation, molecular function: cysteine-tRNA ligase activity; ATP binding. NCBI's taxonomy places the organism in Eukaryota, Metazoa, Chordata, Mammalia, Rodentia, Caviidae. Gene Ontology annotation, cellular component: cytoplasm. The record is from RefSeq and is a predicted model, not a curated record. Gene Ontology annotation, biological process: cysteinyl-tRNA aminoacylation. Bases 96 to 2591 code for a protein of 831 amino acids. The transcript is spliced from 23 exons.